Brassica napus (rape) is the source of this 891-nucleotide messenger RNA. RefSeq names its product glutathione S-transferase T3-like. The record is from RefSeq and is a predicted model, not a curated record. The transcript has a single exon. Lineage: Eukaryota; Viridiplantae; Streptophyta; Magnoliopsida; Brassicales; Brassicaceae. Bases 1 to 891 code for a protein of 296 amino acids.
AUGGAUUCCAAUUCAUAUACGCCUUGCUCAAACUUUGUUGACCUGCUGAAUAGUCAGCAAGACACUGUCUUUGGAUUUGUUCAAGACAGUGUCGAAGUUUCUUCCUCCCAAUUCCCUGGCUUUAGCAGUCAAGCAACACAAGAUGAGACCCCUGCAGAGCGGAAGGAAAGGAGGACAUGGACGCCUAUAGAUGACGUAGCUCUCAUCAGCGCUUGGUUAAAUACAAGCAAAGAUCCAAUUGUAGCUAAUGAGCAACGAGCUGGUGCGUUUUGGAAGAGGAUAGCUGCCUACUUCGCGGCAAGUCCCAAGGUGGCAGGUUCUGAACCGCGAGAGUCUGAUCAUUGUAAGCAGCAUUGGCAGAAGAUCAACGACCAAGUGAACAAGUUUUGUGGGGCGUUUGAAGCUGCAAGUAGGGAGAAGAGGAGCGGCCAGAAUGAAAAUGAUGUUCUGAAACUUGCGCAUGAGAUCUUCUACAACAACCACAAAAAUAAGUUCACACUAGAGCAUGCAUGGAAGGAGUUGAGGAAUGAUCAGAAAUGGUGUGAGUUGUCUACUUCUAAAACCGAAGGCAGUUCUAAAAGAAGGAAGCUUGAUGACAGUGCACAAUCCUCAAGCUCUCACGCAUUUGAAACCACCACUGGUGAUGAUGAGCAAGCUACCAACCGACCACCGGGUGUUAAGGCUUCAAAGGACUGUGGUAAGAAGCCGCAGGCAGAUGGUAAGGAGGUCAAUGAGUUGCAGAUUUUGUGGAACAUCAAGAAGGAGGACUUCGCUGUCAAAGAGAGGGUCUCGAGGAUGAGGCUACUUGACUCUUUAAUCGCUAAACAAGAGCUAGCUGACUAUGAAGAAGAUCUGAAGAAGAAGCUCAUUACUGAGUUGUUCUCUAAUUAG